AAUAAACAAGGCCUUCUAUUCAUCGCCCAUCCUUUGUUUGCUACACACACCUACAUAACACGUAUCCCCCCCCUCCUCCACACACACACAUAAAUCAAUAAUAAUAACAGCGUUGACACAGGAUGGACGAACAUCAGCAGCUUAGCCAGCAUGAGGGCGAGACCGAGCAGGAACUCUUUCUCUACGAUGGACCGAUCGAUCCUGACACCGAACAGGCGAUUCAGGAACUGAACGAUGGUGGUGCCAAGGCGUUUGCUCUCCAGGAUUAUGAACUCGCCGUCGAGAAGUUCGGCCUUGCCUCUGAAAUGCUUGGCCAGGUGUACGGCGAGAUGAACCCAAAGUGUGCAGAUACGUUGUUCAUGUACGGGAAGGCGCUCCUUGAACAUGCCAUCCAGCAGAGCUCUGUCCUUGGCGGUGUUACUGAAAAGAAAUCCAAGGAGGAGCUCGAGGCCGUUGUCGCUGCCGCAACCAGCGGAUCAUCUUCAUCGUCAUCUGCAGCACCGAGCAACCCACGUUUCGUAUUCGAGGGCGAUGAAGAAGAUGACGAAGGCGAAGGCGACGACGACGAAGCUGACCCGGAAGCAGGCGCAUCUAGUGGCAACGCAGAGGGCGGUGAUGAUCAGGAUGAUUUUGCCGUCGCCUGGGACGUUCUCGAUCUUGCUCGUGUGCUUUUCCAUCGCCAGGGCACUGAAGAAGCCCUCCUCAAACUCGGCGACGUCCACAUCGCCCUUGGAGACGUCUCUCUCGAAUCUGAAAACUUUGAUCAGGCCGUCGCAGAUUUCCGGGAAGCCAUCGUCGUCAAAGAGGCCCGACUCUCCCCAGACGAUCGUCAGCUGGCCGAGGCACACUACAAAGUCGCUCUCGCACUUGAGUACUCGCCCACGGAAUCUGAAAAGGCACAGGAACAUAUUCAUAAGGCGAUCACUGUUCUGAGGGCCAGGAUUGAGAAACUCAAUGGGAUGCUGGCUUCGGGCAAGGGUAAAGCCAGGGCGACAGAUGCGAAUGAGAGCGAAACGAAGAUGGCCAAGGAGUUGAUUGAGUUGCAUGAAUUGGUUGGAGAGAUGGAACAGAAGGUUCAGGAUCUGAUUGCGAACCAGGCGAAGAAUCCGCUGUUGGAGAAUACGAACAAGACUCAGAUCGAGAUGUUGAACGAGAUGUUGAAUCAGAAGAAAGCCGUCGCUGCGAACGAUAUCUCGAAUCUUAUCAAGCCAAAGUCCAGUAAACCGGCGUCGACACCAGCAGCAGCAUCAGUACCAGCAGCAGAGGCCGCAUCUUCAUUGUCAUCCUCAUCUUCAUCAGCAGUAGAGUCCGCACCAGCAACGACAGAAUCCUCAUCAACAUCAGCACUAGUAUCAGCAGAGACAACUGAUGGUGAUUCGGGAUUGAAGCGUAAGGCCGAGGAGGCUGUACCAGAAGACGGAGACAAGAAGAUCAAGGUCUAGAGAAUGUCGUCGGGCUAGUGUGGCCAUAUUCCCUUUGUGUUUACUGUAUCCUUCAAAAAUAUAAUACAUGAAUGUAUACAUAUUCCACUCAG
Messenger RNA from Gamsiella multidivaricata, 1534 nucleotides. RefSeq lists its product as uncharacterized. Gene Ontology annotation, biological process: DNA replication-dependent chromatin assembly; CENP-A containing chromatin assembly. Gene Ontology annotation, molecular function: histone binding. Bases 123 to 1442 code for a protein of 439 amino acids. NCBI's taxonomy places the organism in Eukaryota, Fungi, Mortierellomycota, Mortierellomycetes, Mortierellales, Mortierellaceae. The transcript is spliced from 3 exons. Gene Ontology annotation, cellular component: nucleoplasm. The record is from RefSeq and is a predicted model, not a curated record.